Molecule: messenger RNA, 927 nt
Organism: Cuscuta epithymum
Lineage: Eukaryota; Viridiplantae; Streptophyta; Magnoliopsida; Solanales; Convolvulaceae
Source: the annotation of a GenBank genome assembly
UAUACUCCGUAUUUUUCUUGCCUAAAUAAAAAUAAUCACAAUCGAAUUUAGAAAAUACUACGGAGUAUCAUACUAGUAAUUUGAAAUUCACUAAAAUUUGUACUCUUAUUUUAUUUAGGGCAAUUGUUACACACAUAUAGUCGCGCUUAGCAGUAGACGGCUCUUCUCUCCUCUGAAUUUUUUUGUCCUUGCCUUCUCCAAGCAUUAGCAUCACGAGUUAUGGCCUUUCAGUGUCUUUCAUGGAUCAGGGAUCUGUUUGAGGAAGUUUUUGGUGAUGAUAUCACUAAUAGUGCUGCAGCGGAGGACGCAUUGACAGACAGAAGUACACCGCUCACAGUUAUUCAUGAGAAAUUGAUGAAAAAAUUCCCGAGAAUGUUAAUUUCUUCUGCAUCAUAUCAUUUUGAGGAAGUUUUUGGUGAUCAUUUGACUAAUAGUGCUGCAGUGGAGGAGGCAUUGACAGCCGGAUCAUCACCACUGGUUAUUAUUCAUGAAAAAUUGAUGAAGAAAGUUCCCAGAAUGUUAAAUUCUUCACCAUCAUCUCUUGUUGAUGAGCAGCAGAGCAGCAGGCCUAUAAUUAUUCGUUAUUGUAAGAGAGGGGGCGAAGAUAACUUGAGGCUUUACAUUGUAAAUGGAAACUCUGAAAAGGAGUGCAAGGUCAGAGGCCUGAACACACUGAAAGGAGCUUACCUUGUAAACGCUUGCCACGGACUAGGGUUGAUUUCGACCAGGAACCUGGAAGCAUAUACCAAAUAUGCUGUGUUUAAUCCUCUAUCAAGAGAUAGAGUCCAAAUAGUAGGAACCCCCAAUGUAUCUGCUAGCCGAGCAUGCGGGAUUUUCUUCCAUCCUUUAGCAAAAGAACACAGGAUUCUUGCCGUUCAUGGAAGAAAACCUGUAUUUGAAUAUCACAUUUACUCAACCGGAGCCAAA